Messenger RNA from Durio zibethinus, 2702 nucleotides. The record is from RefSeq and is a predicted model, not a curated record. NCBI's taxonomy places the organism in Eukaryota, Viridiplantae, Streptophyta, Magnoliopsida, Malvales, Malvaceae.
AAUUUAGAACAAUUAACAAAAAUCCUUUUUGAACUAUCCAAAUCAUGUCAUCUUUCUUAAUACCAUUCAAAGUCAUGUUCUUCCUCAUACUUGUCCUGCUUCACUUUUCCUCUGUUUUUGCUUCUUCAUCCUCCAUUGCUGCACUUACAAGAGGUAAAGAAGCGGAAACUCUUCUAAAAUGGAAAGCUAGCCUUGACAACAACACCCAAACUUUGCUCUCUUCUUUGUGGGUUGGAGACUUCCAUUGCAGUUGGGUUGGAAUUACCUGCGACAAGGCUGAAAGCAUCACCAAUCUAAGCCUUCCAGAUUCUGGGUUGAAAGGUACACUUCAUAGUCUUAGCUUUCUUUUCUUCCCUAACCUGAUGAGGCUUGACCUUCGCAACAACUCACUGUAUGGGCCCAUUCCCUCACACAUUGGGAACCUUUCCAAGCUCACCUUCCUUGACUUGCAAUACAAUAACUUUUCGGGGAAUAUUCCAUCCGAAAUUUGCUUAUUGAAAGGUCUUGAGUUGAUUUCCUUGGCAAGUAAUGAGAUCAGUGGUUCCAUUCCAUUAGAGAUAGGGAGGCUGAGUUCAGUUUCCGAGAUUUAUUUCUUUGAUAACUAUCUACGUGGUUCUAUCCCUGCUUCCGUAGGAAACUUGACCUACUUAUCUGUUCUCCACCUCUAUCAAAAUAUGUUUUGUGGAUCGAUACCUCAAGAAAUAGGGAUGCUUAAAUCUCUCACUGACUUUGAGUUGAGUCAUAAUAAUUUCUCUGGUUCAAUCCCUGCUUCCAUAAGAAACUUGACCAGUUUAUCCACUCUCCACCUUCACCAUAAUAUGUUUUCUGGGUCGAUACCUCAAGAGAUAGGGAUGCUUAAAUCUCUCACUGACUUUGGGUUGAGCCAAAAUAAUUUCUCUGGUUCAAUCCCUGCUUCCAUAGGAAGCAUGUCAAAGCUUAUGAUGAUAUAUCUUCACCAUAAUCAUUUAUCAGGGCCAAUUCCUUCAGCGCUCGGCAAUCUUACUCAUUUGCAAUCAUUACAAUUAGGAGAUAACCAUCUCAGUGGUCCAUUACCCAAAAAUUUAUGCAGGGGUGGACAACUCGCAAAUCUUUCGGCUUUCAACAACAAUUUGACGGGUCUUAUCCCACCAACUUUGAAAACUUGCAAAAGCUUAUUCAGAGUUAGGCUUGAAGGAAACCAGUUGACAGGAAAUAUAUCAGAAGCUUUUGGUAUAUAUCCUAAUUUGAAUUAUAUUGCAUUAAGCAACAACAAAUUUUAUGGCGAACUUUCGCCAAACUGGGGGCAAUGCCAUAGUCUAACAAGCCUACGGAUCUCCAAUAAUAACAUUUCUGGAAAGAUACCACCUGAGCUGAAGCAUGCAACUCAAUUACACGAACUCGAUGUCUCUUCAAAUCAUCUCAUUGGUGAGAUUCCCAAGGAAUUGAGAGCGUUGACAUUGAUGUACAAACUUUUGCUAAGUGGUAACCAACUUUCAGGCAAAAUUCCACCAGAGAUUGGAGUUCUUUCAAAUCUACAAUAUCUUAACUUGGCAUCAAACAAUUUGAGUGGACCGAUUCCUAAUCAACUUGGAGAGUGCUCAAAGUUAUUGGACCUGAAUUUGAGCAAGAAUAAACUUGGAGAAAGCAUUCCACUUUCAGUAAGCUACAUAAAUGGCCUUCAAAAUCUAGAUUUAAGUCGGAAUUUACUUAUUGGGGAGAUACCCCAAGAGCUUGCAAAAUUACAUUCCUUGGAAAUAUUGGAUCUUUCUCACAAUAUGCUCAAUGGUUCCAUCCCAAUUUCUUUCAAUGAUUUGCAAAGCUUGACUGUUGUGAAUAUCUCUUACAAUGAAUUAGAAGGCCCUAUUCCCAACAUUAAGGCAUUCCAUGAGGCUUCAUUUGAUGCCUUAAGAAACAAUAGGGGCCUAUGUGGUAAUGCCACUGGACUAAUGCCUUGUGUUGGCUUUCAUACAAAAAGCACCAAGAACAUCAUGUUCAUUGUGCUUCCACUCUUUGGACUUCUUCUUUUGCUCUUUAUCGUGGCUGCAAGUUUCCAUUCUUUGCCCAAAAAACCAAACCAGAAAGUUGAGUCAAUCGAGGCACAACUUGGAGAUUUUCUCAAAUUGUGGGGAUAUAAUGGAAGAAUACUCUAUGAGAACAUUAUUGAAGCCACUGAAGAUUUCAGCUCCAACAAUUGGAUUGGUUCAGGAGGCUAUGGAGCUGUUUAUAAAGCUGCGCUACCUUUUGGUGGGGUGGUUGCUGUGAAGAAACUUCACCAAUCUGAAGAUAGCAUGAUUUCCAACAACUUGAAAGCCUUUGAAAGCGAGAUUCAUGCCUUAUCAGAAAUAAGGCAUCGUAACAUUGUGAAGCUGUAUGGCUUUUGUUCACAUCCAAAGAACUCAUUUUUGGUUUAUGAGUUUGUAGAAAGGGGAAGUUUGAGAAUGGUGUUAAGCAACAAGGACGAGGCAAUGGAGUUGGAUUGGGAGAAAAGGCUAAAUGUUGUAAAAGGAGUGGCGAAUGCCUUGUCUUAUAUGCAUCAUGACCAUUCACCACCUAUAAUUCAUCGAGACAUUUCCAGCAACAAUGUUCUUCUGGAUUUGGACUAUGAGGCUCAUGUCUCAGAUUUCGGCACAGCCAGGCUUUUAAAGCCUGACUCUUCUAAUUGGACCUCACUUGUUGGUACUUUUGGGUACAUAGCUCCAGGUAUUUAUUGAUAUCUUUUUUUA